CUUUGCCAAGGACUCGUCCAAUCGGAAAGCAGAUGGGCACUUGUCUUCUUGGUAUUUGAAAAGCAGUAGCCAAUGAAGCGGACUUUGAGAGAUGUGUGGUAACUGCGCCAACCAAUAAGGAUUGCUGUCUCGCCUUAGGCAAACCACCCUAACUCGCUCUCCAGCGAGUUUUGUGCAUAUACUUUAAUAUCUCAUUCUAUUUUGCUUAACAAAACAUAAAAGCUCAGUAGCACUCAACAAGAUCUCAAGUCGACUGCUGACAGGCUGAUACUGAACAAAAGUCCCCGGCUCACUGGAGGGCAAGCCAGUCCUCAGCGCAUUGGCCAGUCCUCAAUGAUAGACACCCUCCAGACCAAUGGCUUUGUGCUCUAAUGGGCGCGUGUCCCCACAACUGGCCUAUGAGAGUCGGCUUCGGUUCAGCCAAUAGGGUCAGGGCAGGGGCGUGGCGGGAAGUUUGAAACCCCAGGCUCUUGGAGUUGUUUCUCGAGUUGGUAACUUCCCAGUGGCCGAGCUGGGGCCCGCCGGGCCCUGUCCCCACCCCUAGUGGAGAUGGGUUCUACUCAGAGCGUCUCAGGCACUCCAGCACGACCUCUGCCCCACAAUAAGCAUCUGGCUCGAGUAGCAGACCCUCGUUCACCUAGUGCUGGCAUCCAGCGCACUCCUAUUCAGGUGGAGAGCUCUCCACAGCCAAGCCUACUGACAGAACAGCUGAACAGUCUUAAACAGGCACAAGACCCAGAUCCUCGCUCUCCUACUCUUGGCAUUGCACGGACACCCAUGAAGAUCAGUGGUGCUGACGCUAAGAGUCCACUGGUGAAAGAGCUGAGUGAAGUAUUUGAGACCGAAGUGUCCAAAGCGCUUUCCUCCCCAGAGCUUGCUCUGCCCCAGGAAACGCCUUUAUCUUCUGAACUAGAGCUGCCUUUGGGUUCUCAGUUAUCCCUUGAUGACCAGUUGCUGCCUAGGAGCCAGGCUGAACUCCCCUCCAAACUGAUGGUUACCAAGGAGGAAACAAAACAGUCCACAGAGACCGUAGUCACCAGCCAGAACUCAGACAAGCCCUGUCGAGAUCCAGAGACCCCCCAGUCUUCAGGUUCUAAGCGCGGUAGACGGAAAGCCAACAGCAAGGUGCUAGGAAGGUCCCCUCUCACCAUCCUGCAGGAUGACAACUCCCCUGGGACCUUGACACUACGACAGGGUAAGCGGCCAUCUCCCCUAAGUGAAAAUAUUAAGGACCUAAAGGAAGGAACCAUUCUUGGAACUGGAAGAUUUCUGAAAACUGGAGGCGCAUGGGAGCAAAACCAGGACCAUGACAAGGAAAACCAGCACUUUGCUUUGAUGGAAAGCUAGGACCACGCUGCCCUCUCCCAGGGCCGGUGACAGGCUGCGUUCUUCACCUCUUCGUCCCCAAUGGCACCGAGGACAGUCCUGUUUUCUGAGUCCUCCCAGGCUACCAACUCUGGUAGUUGGCCAUUAUUCUUUGAUGUUUUGUGUGUUUCUUGUAUAUUAAAGGAGAUGGUUUUAAAUGAUACUUUAAAAAGUUAGAGUAAAGCUGCACUGGGUCUUCUGUGUGUAGAACGGCAGCCUGGGGCCCAUGGGUCCU
This is a messenger RNA of Acomys russatus (golden spiny mouse), 1600 nucleotides long. It is a transcript of the gene Cdca3, whose product is annotated as cell division cycle associated 3. The coding region runs from base 550 to 1347 and encodes 265 amino acids. Lineage: Eukaryota; Metazoa; Chordata; Mammalia; Rodentia; Muridae. The record is from RefSeq and is a predicted model, not a curated record. The transcript is spliced from 6 exons.